AUGAAGGCUUCUCUCUCCAUCGCCGCCCUUACGGCGCUCGCUGCCACCGCCGAGGCCGAGAACUGGUUGGGCUUCAACUCGGGUGCCACCAAGGCCGACCGCUCCGCCAAGUUCAAGGCCGACUUCGAGGCCGAGUUCAAGACGGCCCAGAACCUCGUGGGUGCCCCCGGCGACUUCAACGCCGUCCGCCUCUACACCAACAUCCAGGCCUACUCCACCCAAGACCCCAUCGAGGCCUUCGAGGCCGCCAUCGAGACCAAGACGUACAUCCUGCUCGGCGUCUGGACCUCGGGCACCGACAACAUCGACAAGGAGAUCAACGCCCUGAAGACGGCCGUCACCAAGUACGGCACCAAGCUGACCGACCUCAUCAUCGGCGCCUCCAUCGGCUCCGAGGACCUCUACCGCAACUCCGUCACUGGCGUCAAGAACAAGUCGGGUGUCGGUGCCGACCCCAAGACCCUCGUUGGCUUCAUCAACGACUUCAAGACCGCCUUCAAGGACACCCCUCUGUCCAAGGUCUCCAUCGGCCACGUUGACACCUGGGAUGUCUGGGGAAACAGCACUAACAAGCCCGUCCUCGAUGCCGUUGACUGGGUCGGUGUUGACGAGUACCCCUACUACGAGAACGACAAGGGCAACGACAUCAAGAACGCCGGCGCCCUCUUCGACAAGGCCUACGAGGCCACCAUCGCCACCGCCGGCGGCAAGCCCGUCUGGGUCACCGAGACCGGCUGGCCCGUUACUGGCGAGACUUGGGACGAGGCCGUCCCCAGCAAGGCCAACGCCAAGAAGUACUGGGACGAGGUCGGUUGCCGCAAGCUGUUCAACAAGGUCCCCACCUUCUGGUACAACCUCCGCGACUCCAACCCCGACAACGAGAUGAAGUUCGCCAUUACCCAGGACCUAGAGAAAGAUUUACGGGAGUGCGUGCUUUGGGUAAAAUUCUAG
Molecule: messenger RNA, 951 nt
Organism: Colletotrichum spaethianum
Lineage: Eukaryota; Fungi; Ascomycota; Sordariomycetes; Glomerellales; Glomerellaceae
Product: putative glucan endo-1,6-beta-glucosidase B
Exons: 2
Coding region: 1-951 (316 amino acids)
Biological process (GO): carbohydrate metabolic process; cell wall organization
Cellular component (GO): cell surface; fungal-type cell wall; extracellular region
Molecular function (GO): glucan endo-1,3-beta-D-glucosidase activity; 1,3-beta-glucanosyltransferase activity
Source: RefSeq, a predicted model, not a curated record